AUGUCUUUUGCCCAGCUUUCCACGCCCAACACUAGCCCAACACCUGGCCACCCAGGUCAUUGGGUAGUCACAGAGUUUGGUACGCCCUCGGUUCUCAAGUGGGAGGCUUUUGAUCCUCUACAAGAGCUGUCGGCCGAGCGCAAUGUUCUCAUCCGCAUUAUCGUUGGCGGUAUCGCAGGCGUGGACAACAUCAUGCGAGCUGGUGGCUAUCCCGAGCCAGAAGCCUCUCAGCCCGGUUUCACAACAGGUUACGAUGUCGUCGGUGAGGUCAUAGCUCUACAUGAGUCGACUUGCGAAAGAUUCAACUACGUCCGCUCCCUGGGCGUUGAGCCUAUCGACCGCAACGCUCCGGACCUGGUGGAUCAAGUUCGUAAGCUCACCAAUGGAGAAGGCGUGGACGUUGCAUACGACGGUAUUUGUAGCGACAAGAGCGUACAGAACUUUCUCGCUGCCACGAAGAAGGAUGUCGGCAAGGUCGUUGUGUUCGGUAUCAUGGGAGAGAUCGAAGAAGACGGUAGCAAAAUGCUCAGCAGCGUGGAUAAUAUCUUUGCAUCGCGCAUCAAGCCGCCACGAAUCAGCUUCUAUGCGCUUGAUACCGCCUUCCAUCGUAAGCCUGAAGUUACAGAGCUUCAUGCGAUCAUGGACAAGGUUCGUUCUGGGGAGCUUGAUCCAGUUGUAUCUAAGCUGCUCCCUUUGAGCAAGGCUGUGGAGGCACAUAAAUUGUUGAUUUCCGGGAGUACGAUCAAAGGAAAGAUGCUUUUCGUUGCUGACGCAGCAAUGGCUUCCGAGAUUGGUCUCUAG
This is a messenger RNA of Parastagonospora nodorum SN15, 801 nucleotides long. RefSeq lists its product as hypothetical. Lineage: Eukaryota; Fungi; Ascomycota; Dothideomycetes; Pleosporales; Phaeosphaeriaceae. Gene Ontology annotation, cellular component: cytoplasm. Gene Ontology annotation, molecular function: quinone reductase (NADPH) activity. The transcript has 3 exons. The record is from RefSeq and is a predicted model, not a curated record. Bases 1 to 801 code for a protein of 266 amino acids. Gene Ontology annotation, biological process: cellular response to oxidative stress.